AUGCCGCGGAAUCCUUCUCCGCUGAGGCGGCCACGGGCGCCUACUAUCACGCUGGAUACUUCAGCCGUAAACGACCAAGAAGACGACCAACAUCAACACCAAAUCACAUCGUCACCGUCUUCCUCAGACCAUGGCGACGAAAUCAAUAAUACGUUAUCAGUGCCCACGAGGAAGUCACGGUCCCAGUCUUGGGAUUCGAACAACACGACACUAGCAAAGUCGAAAACAAAUGAAGGCACUGACAAGGACGCUGCACACCUUUCGGGCUCUCCCAAAGGCUAUGACGCAAAUCCGGACGAAGCCCUGGCACCGAACCCAGGCGAAGAGGCGUCUUUCCGUGUUGACAACAACCCGUUUGCCUACACACCUGGCCAGGUUUCCAAGCUCAUCAACCCAAAGAGUCUAGAUGCAUUCGUGGCCGUUGGAGGUCUUGUUGGCUUGGAGAAGGGUCUACGGACAGACAGGCGCGCCGGUCUGAGUCUCGACGAAUCCCGGCUUGACGGCAGCAUCAGCUUCGAGGAGGCCGUCGCUGCGGGAAAGAAGCUCCCGUCGUCCUCGGACGCUGUACCAACGGAUGCGCUUCAGCAGGAUGCUGCCCACCACGGCGACGGUGCCGGCAAAGGCUUCGACGACCGGAAGAGAGUAUUUGGGCAAAACAUCCUGCCAGAGAGGAAAUCGCUGUCACUGUUGCAACUCGCAUGGAUUGCGAUGAAGGACAAGGUUUUGAUUCUUCUGAGUGUGGCCGCCGUCAUUUCUCUUGCAUUGGGAUUGUACCAGACUUUUGGAGCAACUCAUCACGGAGAUGACACGGCCAAGCUCGAGUGGGUUGAAGGUGUUGCCAUUAUCGUCGCCAUCACGAUUGUCGUGGUCGUCGGCUCACUCAAUGAUUGGCAAAAGGAGCGUCAAUUCCGGAAGCUCAACCAGAAGAAGGAGGACCGCAUUGUCAAGGUGAUUCGAUCCGGAAAGCCCGCCAACCUCUCGGUUCACGAUAUUCUCGUUGGAGAUGUCAUGCUUUUGGAGCAGGGUGACAUCAUCCCUGUGGAUGGUAUUUUCAUCGAUGGGCACAACGUCAGCUGCGAUGAAUCGUCUGCAACUGGAGAGUCUGAUCUGAUCAAGAAGGUACCGGCAGACGCCGUCAUGAGGGCGCUGCACGAGGAGGAAGUGAACCCCAAGAAGCUUGACCCUUUCAUUAUAUCUGGAGCGAGAGUUCUGGAUGGCGUUGGAACGUUUUUGGUCACUGCUGUCGGUCAGAACUCAAGCCAUGGCAAGACCAUGAUGUCCCUCCGUUACAUUGCGAAGCUCGGCAGUGGUGCCGGUCUUCUCCUUCUUGGUGUCUUGACGAUCGAAUUCCUGGCUCAUCUUCCUAACAAUAGAGACUCACCCGAGGAGAAGGGCCAACGCUUCCUGCAGAUUCUCAUUACAUCCAUCACCAUCAUCGUCGUUGCAGUGCCUGAAGGUUUGCCCCUGGCCGUCACUCUUGCCCUCGCCUACGCUACAAAGCGGAUGACCAAGGAGAACAACCUCGUCCGUCACCUGCAGUCCUGCGAAACGAUGGGUAACGCGACUGUCAUCUGCUCUGACAAGACUGGUACACUGACGGAGAAUGUCAUGACUGUCGUCGCCGGCACUUUGGGUACUGGCAAGUUCCGCUUCGUUGCCUCUGACGAUCAAUCAACCGAGACCGGCCAGGAGGAUGGGGAGUCGGACGUACGUGUUACUGGAGAUGACAAGAAGUCCCAAGCUUCCACCGAAGUACCAAUGUCCAAGCUUUCAUCCGCAAUCGACGCGGACUUCAGAGAUCUUGUCAAGCAGUCCGUUGCGAUGAACACGACUGCUUUCGAAACGGAGGAGAACGGAAAGCAGGUAUUUGUAGGCACGAAAACCGAGACCGCCCUGCUCGACUGGGCUCGCCGAUGCUUUGCCCUUCAGCAAAUUGCCAUCGAACGCGAAAACUGCCCUGUUCAGCAGCUCUUCCCAUUCAACUCGAAGCGAAAGGCCAUGGGUGCCGUUGUGCGCCUCCCGAACAACAAGUUCCGUUUCUUCGUCAAGGGCGCCCCUGAGAUCCUUUUGGGACAAUGCACCAGCGCCGUCUCCGACCCUACGAAGUCCCCUACGACUGCCUCAAUGGCAUCGGAUCAGCAGGAGCACAUCCGUCAAAUCAUUACCGACUACGCCCGUCGCUCCCUCCGCACGAUUGCCCUUGGCUACCGCGACUUCGAGCAGUGGCCUCCCGAGAACGCUCGCAAGGAGGAAGGCUCCCAGAACAUCGAGUUCUCCAGUAUCUUCAAGAACCUGACGUGGCUCGGUGUUGUAGGUAUCCAGGAUCCCGUCCGUGCUGGCGUUCCGAAGGCCGUGGAGGACUGCCGGACCGCCUCUGUCUCCGUCAAGAUGGUCACCGGUGACAAUGUCGAGACGGCGAAAGCCAUCGCCAAGGACUGCGGCAUUCUGACAGAGAAGGGCAAGGUUAUGGAGGGAAUCGAGUUCCGCCGCAUGGACGAGCGUGAGCGUGUCAACAUUGUUCGAGAUCUGUGUGUGUUGGCACGAUCUAGCCCCGAAGACAAGAGAAUUCUGGUCAAGGCUUUGCGAAGUUUGGGCGAGGUUGUUGCCGUCACUGGCGACGGCACGAACGAUGCGCCUGCGUUGAAGUCUGCGGAUGUUGGGUUCUCCAUGGGCAUCACCGGAACUGAAGUCGCCAAGGAAGCCUCCGAUAUCAUCUUGAUGGACGAUAACUUCUCGUCAAUCGUCAAGGCCAUGGCGUGGGGCCGAGCCAUCAACGAUGCUGUCAAGAAGUUCUUGCAGUUCCAGAUCACAGUCAACAUCACUGCUGUCGUUCUCACCUUUGUCACCGCUGUGGGCAGCGAGACCCAAGAGCCCGUUCUGAACGCCGUCCAGCUUCUCUGGGUCAACCUCAUCAUGGAUACCUUCGCCGCCCUCGCCCUCGCUACCGAUCCUCCUACCGAGAGCAUGCUCCACCGCAAGCCCGAGGCUAAGACCGCAGCGUUGAUCAACACGCCCAUGUGGAAGAUGAUUAUCGGCCAGUCCAUCUACCAGCUCAUCGUCACCCUGAUCCUCCACUUUGUCGGCCCCAGCUUCCUCAACUACCCUACUGGCCAGCAAAAGACGCUCGUCUUCAACGUCUUCGUCUUUAUGCAAAUCUUCAAGCUGAUCAACUCCAGACGCAUCGACAAUAACCUCAACAUUUUCGAGGGCAUUACCAAGAACAAGCUCUUCGCUCUCAUGAUGUCCAUCAUGGCCGGCGGCCAGGUCCUUAUCGUGUUCGUCGGCGGCGCCGCGUUCAAGGUCGAGAAGCUCAAUGGACCGCAAUGGGGCAUCUCCAUCGUCCUCGGCAUCAUCUCCAUCCCCGUCGGUGUCCUUAUCCGCCUCUUCCCCGACUCGUGGUUCGUCGCCAUCGUCAGUCCCCUUGCGUGGGUGUGGUCCAAGAUCCCCAAGUGGAAGCGCAAGAAGAAGACGGACGAGGAGGACAGCGAGCACCUAGGCGCCGGCGGCGUCAAGGAUGCCCUGCUCGAGAUCAGAGACGAUCUCGCCUUCCUCAAGCGCAUCAAGGGAGGAAGAAUCAGCCAGAUCAGCGAAGUUAUCAUGAAGCCCCGCGAGUACCGUGAGAGAACACGCAGCCGAAGCGGGUCCAGAUCGUCGAGCAGACAUAGCGCGUCGCCGAUGAAGGCCGCCCUGGGCAUGCCCGGUAUCUUGGCGGCUAGUGUUGGAGGCUUGUCGCCUGUUGAGCGACCGGUGUCGCACGACAGCCGGAACACAGAUGGAGAACGCGAUCAGGAGGAUAGUCGCAAAGACUGA
This is a messenger RNA of Colletotrichum tamarilloi, 3810 nucleotides long. RefSeq names its product calcium-translocating P-type ATPase. Gene Ontology annotation, biological process: calcium ion transmembrane transport; intracellular calcium ion homeostasis. The record is from RefSeq and is a predicted model, not a curated record. Gene Ontology annotation, cellular component: plasma membrane; intracellular membrane-bounded organelle. Gene Ontology annotation, molecular function: P-type calcium transporter activity; ATP hydrolysis activity; ATP binding. NCBI's taxonomy places the organism in Eukaryota, Fungi, Ascomycota, Sordariomycetes, Glomerellales, Glomerellaceae. Bases 1 to 3810 code for a protein of 1269 amino acids. The transcript has 3 exons.